Centropristis striata (black sea bass) is the source of this 9040-nucleotide messenger RNA. RefSeq names its product histone deacetylase 4 (gene hdac4). The record is from RefSeq and is a predicted model, not a curated record. Gene Ontology annotation, cellular component: histone deacetylase complex. Gene Ontology annotation, molecular function: histone deacetylase activity. Gene Ontology annotation, biological process: chromatin organization; negative regulation of transcription by RNA polymerase II. NCBI's taxonomy places the organism in Eukaryota, Metazoa, Chordata, Actinopteri, Perciformes, Serranidae. The transcript is spliced from 28 exons. Bases 390 to 3722 code for a protein of 1110 amino acids.
ACACGUGAUUAAUUCAGUAUGGCGGAGCUGUUGCCUGAAUGAUUUUUUUACAGUACCGACGGGUCCUAAAACCCUGCUCUGUGGAUGCUCCUGGAGACGAGGAGUAAACCAGCCACUUGCGCCCAAGGGUGCUCAAUUCAGAGCCUGACUGUAAGGAAUCCUGCCACAACACACCACUGAGGUCUCCACCUGUGGCUCGGUGUGAUGAAGCCCUGAGAAACAACUGCUCUCUGUCCCUGCUUGGCCUGGCGCCUCCACCUGGCAGCAACCUACUUGCCUGGCAAACACAUGGUGGUCACUACAGCCACCACGGAGGUGCACUGACACCAUCACCGCUCACCUCUCCUCUCCUCCCCCGUCAAGUCCGCCUGGCAACAACAACCAUAACAAUGAGCUCUCACAGUCGAGCAGGUGGCUUGACCAGCAACGAGCAGCCUGUGGAACUUCUUAAACCAGCUGCACUCAACCAUUUCGUGGACGUGAGCACGGCAGCACUGCCCAUGCAGGUGCCCCCCGCCACCACAGCCAUCCUUCCCAUGGACCUGCGCGUAGUGGACCAUCACCCCCACCACCAUCACCACCAGCAGCCCCCGUUUGGCCUGGUUCCCCAACCCCACCCUACACCGCCCAUCUCCACAGCGUCCUCCGAGCCAGGCCGCGGGCCAGGAAUAAACCACCCGGAGCAGCACCUGCAGCAGGAGCUGGUCACUCUCAAACACAAGCAGCAGCUCCAGAGACAGCUCCUCAUCGCCGAGUUCCAGAGGCAGCAUGAGCAGCUGUCGCGACAACAUGAAGUCCAGCUGCAGGAGCAUAUCAAGCACCAACAGGACUUACUGGCCCUCAAGCACCAACAAGAGCUGUUGGAGCACCAGAGGAAGAUGGAGCAGCAGCGUCACGAGCAGGAGAUCGAGAAGCAGCAGCGGGAACACAAGCUCCUACAGCUGAAAAACAAGGAGAGGGGACAGGAGAGUGCAGUCGCUAGUACAGAGGUUAAGAUGCGACUUCAGGAGUUUGUCCUGAACAAGAAGAAAGCCCUGGCUCAGCGAAGCCUAAACCACUGUCUGCCCAGCGACCCGCGCUACUGGUAUGGAAAAACCCAGCACAGCUCUUUGGACCAGAGCUCGCCUCCUCAAACAGCAUUGUCAGCGUACACCCACCCGAUGCUGGGCACAUACGACUCAAAAGAUGACUUCCCUCUCCGUAAAACAGCCUCUGAGCCCAACCUGAAGCUUCGUUCCCGGCUAAAGCAGAAGGUGACAGAGCGCCGCAGCAGCCCCCUGCUCCGAAGGAAAGAUGGUCCCAUCACUACUGCCAAGAAGCGUUCCCUCGACGUGGCUGAGUCCGCAUGCAACAGUGCACCAGGCUCAGGCCCCAGCUCCCCCAACAACAGCUCCAGCAACAUCCCCAAUGAGAACGGGGUCACCAUCUCCAGCAGCCCAGGAGAGGCCUCCCUGCUUCAGAGGUUGGCUGCAAGAGAAGGUUCAGUGAGCCAGCUCUCUCUCUACACCUCCCCUUCUCUGCCCAACAUCACCCUGGGACUGCCAGCCACAGGCCCAGCUAGUGCUGUGGUGUCAGGACAUCAAGAUGGUGAGAGUCGUCUGGCGUUGCCUGCGCUACAGCAGGGCAUUCCUCUGACCUCUCCAUUCCUGCCCGCUGCCCACCUGCCCUCCUACUUGGCAUCUUCAGCUCUGGACAGGGAGGGGGCCGGAGGGGGCACGGCUGGUCACAACCCCCUCCUCCAACACAUGGUGCUGCUGGAGCAGAGCCACAAUCCAAUGGUCGGCCUGGCUGGCCUCCCGCUGCCGUCACCCUCUGUCUCCAAACUUGCGCGUGGCCACCGUCCCCUCGGAAGAACCCAGUCGGCCCCUCUGCCGCAGCAGCAGUGUGGACAGGCCCAAGCCCUGCAGCAGCUGGUGGUCCAGCAGCAACACCAGCAGUUCCUGGAGAAACACAAACAACAGUUCCAGCAGCAGCAGCAGCACAUCAUCAACAAGAUCAUGUCCAAGCCCGGUGAUCAGGUCUCGGCUGCAAGCUCAGGCACCUCAGGACCGCCCAGGCAGCACCAGAGUCACCCAGAGGAGACGGAAGAGGAGCUCAGGGAGCACCAGGGGCUCUCCCUUUCAUCUUCGUCCUCCUCUUCUACGUCCGCACAGGAGACAGGACCCCUGCGAGGGCUGGUCAUCAAGCAGGAGCCCCCAGACCCCCAAGAGCAUGAGGAGAGAGAGAAGAGGCAGGUUGAGCAGGACUUCCUGUUUCGACAGCAGGCUCUGCUGUUGGAGCAGCAGCGGAUCCACCAGCUGAGGAACUACCAAGCCUCCAUGGAAGCAGCCGGGUUGUCAGUGAGCUUUGCGGGGCACCGCCCCCUCUCCAGGGCUCAGUCGUCUCCAGCCUCAGCCUCCUUCCCCAUGGUGGUGCCGGAGCCGCCUGUCAAGCCCCGAUUUACUACAGGUCUGGUGUAUGACUCAUUGAUGCAGAAGCAUCAAUGUAUGUGUGGCAACACCACCAGUCAUCCAGAGCACGCGGGACGCAUCCAGAGUAUCUGGUCCAGACUACAGGAAACAGGCCUCAGGGCGCACUGCGAGUGUAUCCGCGGUAGGAAGGCCUCACUGGAGGAGUUACAGACGGUCCACUCUGAAGCGCACGUCCUGCUGUAUGGAACCAACCCUCUGCGGCAGAAACUAGACUGUUCGGUGAGCCCCAUGUUUGUGAGGUUACCAUGCGGAGGCGUAGGGGUGGACAGUGACACCAUUUGGAACGAGGUCCAUUCAUCCAGUGCAGCUCGUCUGGCCGUGGGCUCUGUGGUGGAGCUGGUCUUCAAAGUAGCAUCAGGAGAACUGAAGAACGGCUUCGCUGUAGUUCGACCACCUGGACACCACGCUGAGGAGAGCACGCCUAUGGGGUUCUGUUACUUCAACUCGGUCGCCAUAGCAGCAAAGCUGCUGCAGCAGAGACUCAAUGUCAGUAAAAUCCUCAUCGUGGACUGGGAUGUUCACCACGGUAAUGGCACCCAGCAGGCCUUCUACGCAGACCCCAGUGUCCUCUACCUGUCACUGCAUCGCUACGACGAUGGGAACUUCUUCCCUGGCAGCGGAGCACCCGAUGAGGUGGGCAGUGGAGCAGGUGUAGGCUUCAACGUGAACAUGGCCUUUACUGGAGGACUGGAACCUCCCAUGAGUGAUGCAGAGUAUCUGGCUGCAUUUAGGACGGUGGUUAUGCCUAUUGCCAACGAGUUUGCCCCAGACGUGGUUCUGGUAUCUUCAGGCUUUGAUGCGGUAGACGGACAUGCUCCACCCCUGGGAGGAUACAAACUGACAGCCAAAUGCUUUGGCUACCUGACCAGGCAGCUGAUGGCUCUGGCAGGCGGCCGGUUGGUGCUCGCCCUGGAGGGGGGUCACGACCUCACAGCCAUAUGUGAUGCCUCCGAAGCCUGCGUCUCUGCUCUGCUCGGCAAUGAGCUGGACCCCAUACCUGACGAGGUGCUGCAGCAGAGGCCGAACGCCAACGCUGUCCACUCUAUGGAGAAUGUUCUUGAAAUACAGAGUAAAUACUGGCGCUCGCUGCAGCGCUCCGCCUCCACGCUCGGCUGCUCGCUGAGCGAAGCCCUUCAGCGUGACGCAGAGGAAGCUGAAACUGUCUCUGCUAUGGCCUCAUUGUCUGUCGCCAACAAGCACAUUGGAAAGAGGGCUGAAGAGGAACCAAUGGAAGAGGAAGCUCCUAUGUAAAGAAACAAGCCUUUGACCACUCAGACCAGUCUUCAUUUCUGACAGUGUCCUCAUCCAGUCAGUGUCAAUUUAAACGCCACUCUUAUGUCUCACCCCUGCCAUACCGAGAUGGCAUCUUAUUCCGGGAGAGAACUAGCAGAGCUGACUAAAAAGUGGUGCUCAAAGGAAAGCAGGAACACUGAGGAUGAGCGAUGCAUUCACUGAUCAGCGGUGCACAGACUGAUCAGCAUAAAUGUGUUGUCUCUCCAAGACCUUGGAUAUAAGAGGAUCGACUCGUCCAUCCCACAGCGACAACCUCGAGUGCCAGUGCUAACACUAAAACACUAGACAAGAUGUACUUUUUUGAACGCCAGUCAGAACUAUUCACAGAUGAUCCACAGUCAUCUACUUUUCUUAUUGUUCUGUUCUUUCUGUGCUUUAUCUUCGCACUUUUGUCGAAAAAAACCACCAGAGCUGAUGUGAUUGUGACUCUGCACUACGGAUGAUUCAUUCCUGCUCUUUUUAAGAUAUUUGGACAAAUGGAACCAAGCGGUCGAAGAUCUCAAGCUGAUUACAGAUGUUCAGCAGGUGUUGUGAUUCCAAAAUGACUGACAGUGAAAGACUGUGCCUUUUGUUUUUCCAAACCUGGUGGAUUUUCAUUUAAACUCUACCGAAAGAGCUUUGCCUUAAAAAAAAAACAGGUUUGGGAACAAGGCCUCUUCUCUCCUCCAACCCCUUAAACUUUUCUAUCCUGGCAAGACAUCCAAUGCCUGCAUGUUGUUGGCACAUAGACUGGAGGACCUUGGCAUGUUUACCUAGAAUUCCCUGCAAGCAGCCUGCUGUUUCUCACUGUACCUCCAUCUUUCCCUUUUUCUCCCUCAUUUAAAUAAUCUCAUUUUUAAGAAGGUAGUUCCCAACCACACAUUGGAGCUGGUUCAGUGUAUAAGGAAGUUACAGGUAUUACUCAGUGGAUCAGAUUCAGUCCUGCAGCCAGAGGAAACUUCAUGAGCAGCAGCUGCACCUUACGCGCAUGUUGCAUCAAUCAACAGUGGUUAGUUAAUUAUAGUGAAGAGGAUGCAGGAAUUGUUAAUCAGUUUUUGUACUUGAAAUGUAUUUAUUUCGAGGUUCAGCGGUGCAUAAUGGCAGGCCACAAGAUUUUCAAUGGGCAGGUAUUGGGUUGAUCUGAUUAAGACAGUUAAGUACUAAAGCAACAUGACUAUUCAAACUGUAUGUAGUUUAUGAAGCCAAAGCAUGAUAAAGCAUGAUGGAUGUAUUCUAUCAAGUCUUCAUUUAACAUGAGAAUCAGUCCCAUUUUGCAAAUGAAUAAGGGAUGGAGAGGAAUUAAUCACACAUGGGCCAAUUUGUCGGACCAGCCCUCUCUUUAAGACGACUGUGAUCUCCGUGGUAACAAUGACCAAACCACCUGGGAUUUUCCAGAGGGGUGUUCCGGGCCUGCACUGGCUCUCACAGCUGCUUUAACAUCUUUAGUCCCUUGUUAAGCACGUCUGCUCCCCAAAUGUCAGGUGCUAAGAGGCAGGUGUGUGCACAUCUGUUCAAAUACAGUGAAGCACAAGCUGCUCUUUAUAAAUAUUCAAGUGUAUACGCAUAUUUUUUAAGUUGUUGAAUAUCCCUGCAACUUUGAAUAGCACAUGUAGCUUACUGAUACUGAUACUGUUAUGGAUGCUGUUUAAUAUUUCUUUGGGCUCUGUACUGACCAGCUAAGCUGUACUUAGUCAGACUCACCAUAUGUAGACUCUUUGUGUAAGUCUGCCAUUGGCUGCCACAGACUUUAAUCUCCUCCCCUUCCACUAUCUAGUCUGCACCUGUUGCUGCAUCCUGGGCUUAGCAUUGUCCAAAAAGAUUGAAAAGAAAUACAAACAAACCAGAUUUUUUCCCCCUAUACAGCAGGGUGAUAACGAGUUCAACCAGACCAUUCUGUGCUUACACAGAGCUGUGGAGAAAGGUCUGGCUAUGGAAGACUAGACCAUUUUUGGCAGGUUAAAAGCCAUUUAUUUUUCCAUUUAGAGCCGAUCAGACUUGGACUUCCUGUCUGAAACCGUCCCUCCAACUUGUGGUCCAAGGCAACUACCUUCUCUCACCUUCGUCUCAUCUACAGGCUAAUCAUGUUUCAUGUAUUUUUUCAGUGAACAGGAAACAGAGAGCUGUGGUGUUUGCUGUUGUUUACUGUACAUAGGACAUCGAUCUCCCGAGUAUUCCUGCCACACACAUUUGUCAAUGACUACUCUCCUUUUGCUGAUUCUUUCCCUCUCGUCCAUGUCUUUUCCGCUUUCAGUGGACUCCAGUAACUUCUUCUUUUUGUACUUUUUUUUUAAUGUUUUGUUGACUUCCCCCCUCUCCGUGUCUCUGUUAUAUUGUAAAGCUGACAUAUGUUACAACAGGUGAGGGUUCACAUCCUGUUUUUAGUGACAUGACUGUGUUUUCUGGGUUCUGGGUUUUUGUGGGAGGGUUUGGGAGUCAAAUGUUUCUACUUUGUAUAAUGAUGGACAAUUGUGUAUUUACUGUCUGUUCAUAGUAGAUUUAUAUAUGAAAAGAAAUGAGUAUAUUAUAUAUAUAUAUAUCUAUACAUAAUGAAAUACUAUGAUCUUGUUUUUGAAGUUGGUAUUGAAAAAUGAUACUAUUCCUGGGCCUCGCUGACAGUCGGCUCUUUUUAGGGUGUCCCUGAAGGCACCAUGCUGUCUUCGGUUACAGCUGGUUACGUGUUGAGUAGCAUCGUUCUGGUCGUCUUUUUCUCUUUCAACACUGAUGACUAGUUUUUGGCUUCAUCCAUCCCAUUGAUACCAUGACACUGUUACAGUCGGUGUUCCUUUCCCCUCCAGUCAGCCUUACAUAAUCCUGUUAUUCCACCUUUUUUUGAUUUCCUAUGUUUUGAUUAGAGCCUGACCGAUAUGGGAGACCAAAUCACAGAUUAUCGAUAUGGCGGCUGAUACAGUGAAUUCUUGAGCUGGAAUGAAAAUAGAUUUUUUUUUCACCAAUUUUACACUGCUGUGACUCUGCAAAGGUACUCAGAAGGCUGCUUUCUCAAACAAUAACACAAUUAUACAUUAUGCAUACAAUAUAUUACAUUAUCAACCAAAUCUAGAAAGAAAAUAAAGAUUAAUACAAAUAAAAUGAAUACCUAUAAAAACGUCACUACUAAAUGUUCAGUACCAGUAAAUUUGCUGAGCAUUUAAAUUAAGAAUACAAAUUAAAAUAUUAUAUAUUUUAUUUUUAUUCUACACAUUUUAAAAAUAAUCAAAGUAGUGAUCUGUUUCUUUCUCUUUCUUUACGAGCUCAUCUAUGUUUGAAUUGGAACGUGGCCAUGCUAUUUCUUACAUUAAAUCAGAUAAAUCUGACGGGCUUUACAAAUGAUUUUGCAUGAUCAGCACUUAUUCCCUUAUCUGGACCAGUGCCUUCAGUUUUAAUAGUUAAUUAGUAUUCCUUUAAAUUCAUCAAGUGUAAAGAAACGAAGUGAUGUCUCUGGGUAAUACUGUUCUGCAUCGAAAAUAUCUCAUGUCAAUUACUGGCUUUUCUUGUACUUUUAACAAUAUUUGAGUCUUAAAAAACAUAUUCAUGAAACAUUCAUUCAAUUUUCUAAAAUCUCAAGCAGACUUGCAAGAAGUAAAUUCUCUAACUUUGACUGAAUGUAUGUGACCUUAACUGAAAGAGCAAUGCUGCAUCUCUCUUGUGUCCCAACUGUAAAACACCUCCACAGCUUCUGCAGGAGUCCAGAAACAUCAAAGUUCAGGCUAAUUUAUUCUAUUCUAAUGUACAAGGACAACAGAAAAUGCAGGUGAAUCUGAAGAAAAGAUAUUAUUUUCCUCUCUGUUCCCUCAGGGCUGCCACCUCUUAGUUGAUUAGUCGACUAAUCUGUCCCUUUCGGUCUUCGUCGACUAAGAUUUCUUUAGUGGACGCUGAAUGACUUUUUAAGAAAAACUUUUGAGCAGAUCUCUGGUAAGCACAACAUAUAAAGUGGUGCUUUUGCAUGAUUCUUUCAAGAAAAACUCAAUUUUACAGAUCUGUUGAUUAGUCGACUAAUCGAUUAGUCUAAUUUGUACGACAGUUAGACGAAAAGGAUUUCUUUAGUUGAGGGCAGCCCUAUUCCCUUUAUAUCAAACACCUCUUUCGUCUGUGUUUUUUUUAGUUUCCAAACCUUCAUUCACAUUAUUGUAGAUGUAUUUGUGGUUGGAAUAUGAAUAUAUAUAUAAUGCAUAUAGUCAGGCUGCCCUGACUAUCACCAUAACUUUGGAUUCGCUGACAUGUCCGUGCGUGUAAACACCCUUGAUGAGAUGCUUUUCCGUAACCCAGCCCAGAACAUUCCCAGAACCUUUACACAGCAGUGCCAGUCAUGGGGUUUCUACUGCUGAAUGCUUUGGUUUCUCAAAAGGAGCCAAAACUAGCACUGUCUGGCCACUGUGGCCCGUCUGUCUUCACUGUUAGUCUUAACACAAUGUCCAGUACCAGAAGAAAGCAGCAACAUUCCAUUUAGUUAUAAUUUCCAUUUAUUAGGAGGGGCCAUAUCUUUGUGUUUUAACCCUCAUAGUUCAGUCCAGCCAGGUCCAACAGCUGUCUGUUUAUUUAGGUGGCCUGGUCCGACUCCACUCCAUUCCUCCUUUCUCUCUGCAUGAUCCGUGUGUCCGCAUGCACUGCCUACCUACCUGUCUGUCUGUCUGUCUGUCUCUCUGUCUGUCCCGUAACACAUAUCAGCACAAGGGAUCGAGCACUGAAGGACAUUAGUACUUUCACUGUAUCCAAACUGUCUUAUCUCUUUUACUGCUUUUUGUUUCUGCUGGGGAGGAGUGUGGGUGCUUUCCAUGUUGUGCUUUGACCUGUAGGAUAUGGAAUCAUCAAACCUGGAAGACUUCUGUUGAAUAUUUUACAAAAAAAGAAGAAAAAAAAGGUAUCUAGCACUUGUAACACAGACAAUAGAUUUUAUUGUAUUUAUGUAGAAAAACAAAUUGUUUUAGGGGGACGCUUUGUAAACUGCGACAACAGAAUGGACAAACUUUUUUAUAUACCAGGCGAGAUGUGACUCUGGUGGACUUUUUGGGAAGACAUUUUUGUUCUUUGUCACAUCUGGACUGAACAAAGGGCUCCAUCCUGGUGCCUGGUCCUUGUUACAGUUGUCCAUUCCACUAAAUAAGCCAGUUAUUGCUAUGACCACUGUGGUUCAAACAAACAGUUCUAGGUUUACAUAUGUAUAAAAUGCAUAUUCUUUUUUUAUCAGUUAUGUUUUUGACUUGUUCCACCAUUGUUACAGAAAUAGUACAUUUUUCUCGGGAACCUUUGCUCUAACAUGUUGUCUUUGACAUCUACAAUAUAAAGUAUUGUUUUGGAAAAAC